CUGCGUACGACUUCUCAGUUCUCACUAGGUCUGCAGACUCCACGAGGCAGGCGGGAUGGCCGGACGGAGCCGUGUAUUUUAGGGAGCCAGACCACAUCGAUCGGCACGUCUCUACACGGCUAGAAAGUGCUACUCCACUAGCUAGCAGCGGCUGCCGUCGACAUGGCCAAGGUCGCGGAGGCCACGGGGCGGCAGGCGGCGUCGUUCGUGUUCGGCUGCGUCGCCGCGCUCACCGUCGUGCUGCUCCUGCAGCACCGCCCGGACGAGCUCAGCCGCCCCACCCCGGUGCAGUUCUUGGGAUGGGGAGGCCGGAACAGGAACGGAACGUCGUCACCAGCGGCAGGUCAGGUGAUCAUGGCAGCCGGUGAAGAAGCUGAUCGGGCUAACGUCACGAAGCAGCCUGACACUACUACUACUACUACUACCGCCAACGAUCUAAGCCUGCGGGCCAGCGGCGAUCGCGAUGAAGAGGCCGCGGAGAAGGAAUUCCCGGGCUUGGCCGCCGUGGUGGAGCGCGUGGCGUCACCGGACGACCGGACGGUGAUCAUCACUUGCGUGAACCACGCGUGGGCGGCGCCCGGGUCCCUGCUGGACCUCUUCCUCGAGAGCUUCCGCAUCGGCGACGGCAUCGCGCACCUGCUGGAUCACGUCCUCAUCGUGGCCAUGGACCCGUCGGCCAUGGCGCGGUGCCGCGCCGUGCACCGGCACUGCUACCUCUACACCAUGCCCGGCAUCGACUUCACCUCCACCAGGUUCUUCCUCUCCAAAGAGUACCUCGAACUUGUCUGGAGCAAGCUCAGGCUCCAACGCCGCGUUCUCCAGCUCGGAUACAACUUCCUCUUCACCGACGUAGACAUCAUGUGGUUCCGGAACCCGUUCAAGCAUGUGACGGUGUACGCCGACAUGACCAUCUCGAGCGACGUCUUCUUCGGCGACCCCGACAACAUCAACAACUUCCCCAACACGGGCUUCUUCCACGUUAGGCCGAACAACCGGACGAUCGCCAUGACCAGGAUCUGGCACGAGGCCAGGAGCAGGUUCCCAGGCAUGAACGAGCAGCCGGUGUUCAACGCGAUCAAGAAGGGCUUCGUGAAGGACCUCGCGCUUCGGGUGCAGUACCUCGACCCGGCCUACAUGGGUGGCUUCUGCAGCCAUGGCAAGGACCUGGACAAGGUCUGCACCAUGCACGCAAACUGCUGCAUCGGCUUGGGAAAUAAGCUCAAGGACCUCAGGAGCGUGCUCGACGACUGGAAGAAGUACACGAGGAUGCCGCACUGGGCCAAGCACGCCGCCAAGUGGACGGUCCCGGGUGCAUGCAUCCAUUGAUCGAUGAUUAACGAAACGUACGGAUCGAGUUUUUGUUGCUGCAAAUAUAUACACACAGGCUUUGUCGCUGCAAAUCGAUUAGUAUUUUCUGAAUUAAUUUGUUGGAUACCGAAAGAGCACUACACUAGCUAGUACUAUAUAUGCUGUUUAAUUAUUGUAUACCGGGCAAAUUAUACAUA
Molecule: messenger RNA, 1505 nt
Organism: Phragmites australis (common reed)
Lineage: Eukaryota; Viridiplantae; Streptophyta; Magnoliopsida; Poales; Poaceae
Exons: 3
Coding region: 163-1326 (387 amino acids)
Source: RefSeq, a predicted model, not a curated record